Molecule: messenger RNA, 1914 nt
Organism: Endocarpon pusillum Z07020
Lineage: Eukaryota; Fungi; Ascomycota; Eurotiomycetes; Verrucariales; Verrucariaceae
Product: Serine/threonine-protein kinase bur1
Exons: 1
Coding region: 1-1914 (637 amino acids)
Biological process (GO): protein phosphorylation
Cellular component (GO): nucleus
Molecular function (GO): ATP binding; cyclin-dependent protein serine/threonine kinase activity
Source: RefSeq, a predicted model, not a curated record
AUGGCACAGGCGGGAGGAAUACCGUCAAAGGUGCCUCUUGAGCGCACUGACGAUGGCAGAUUGAGGUUCCGUGGUUGCUCGCGAAUACAGGAUUACGACUUCCUGGGCAAAUUGGGGGAGGGAACAUUCGGAGAGGUCUCGAAAGCACGGUCAAAGAGAACAGGAGCAGUUGUUGCGUUGAAGAAGAUAUUGAUGCACAACGAGAAGGAUGGAUUUCCCAUCACAGCUUUACGAGAGAUCAAACUCCUCAAACAGCUCGACCAUGUCAACAUACUCAAACUAGAGGAGAUGGCGGUGGAGAGGAGCAAAGACCCGAAGAAGAAGCCGAGCAUGUUUAUGGUGACACCCUACAUGGACCACGACCUGUCAGGACUUCUCGAGAAUCCUUCAGUGCACUUUACAGAGCCACAGAUCAAAUGCUACAUGAUACAGCUUUUGGAAGGAUGCAAAUACCUCCACGAGAACAAGAUCCUUCACCGAGAUAUGAAAGCAGCCAAUCUGCUGAUCAAUAACAACGGCAUACUUCAAAUUGCUGACUUUGGAUUGGCUCGACCGUAUGACGAUGAGCCACCUAAGGAAGGGCAUGGUGGAGGCGAAGCCACCCGAGACUAUACAUGUCUUGUUGUCACUCGUUGGUACCGUCCACCAGAACUUCUGCUCCAACUCCGUCGUUACACUACCGCCAUUGACAUGUGGGGCGUCGGUUGCGUGUUCGGGGAGAUGUUUAAAGGACGGCCAAUACUUGCCGGCAACAGUGAUCUCAACCAGGCGCAGCAAAUCUUUGAGCUAGUCGGCUCACCUAACGAUGACAAUAUGCCUGGUUGGUCAGAGCUGCCUGGAUGUGAGGGAGUCAAGGAGUUCGAGUUCAGACGAGGCAAUCUUCCGACUGUUUUCCGUGAACAAGGAUCUCUAGCAAUCUCAUUGCUCAGCGAGCUGCUCAAGCUAGAUUGGAGAAAAAGAGUGAACGCUAUUGAUGCAUUGAAGCAUCCUUAUUUCCACUCACCACCGUUCCCUGCCCGACCCGGUGAUCUUCCGCAAUUUGAAGACUCCCACGAGCUCGACCGGCGAAAGUUCCGAGGCCAGAAGCAGGCUUUACCACCGGCGCCGGCUGGUGGUUCUGUCGGUAUGGGUCCUAAUGGUCAGUGGGCCGAAAAUGGCAGACCUCCGCCUAACAUUCAAAGAGGUCGUGGGCACCAGCCUUACCAAAAUGGGCAAGGACAUCAUCAUCGACCUCCUCCACCCUACUCUCGUCCGUACCAGCCAGGCCCUGAUAUUGAUACUUAUAGGCGGCCAACUUUGCAUCCAGACCCAAGUCUGCCACUGCCUCCGAAGCCACCUCCUGCUCUAGAUCAGAGUGGUGCUUUCCGAAACAACAAUCGUGUGCUGGUUGAUCCACAAUACAAUGGUGGGUAUCGAAACGACACCAGAGGCCCCGGCAUCAUGGAUCAAAGACGGGAUCGAAGCGGAGGCGGAGCAGCAUAUGGUGGCGAUAGAAGACGAGUACCUGAAGUUGCCAAAGUUGACACAUACAUUCCCAACUACUCGAACGUACCCGAGCGUGCAGCUCCACGCAGAGAUGAGCCGCCGCCUUCGAGAGACGGAUAUCCGCCGCGGGAAUCUCUGCCCUUUGCGAGAGACAGCAUCCCACCUUCGCGUGAAGCAUAUAUUCCAUCACGAGAGCACCACCUUCUACCACCAAGAGACCCGACGUAUCCUCUACGGGACGAUCUCCCUCCGCCGCGACGAGAAGACGACCACAGACGAGAUGGCCUGCCCUACGAGCGAGGCAGGUAUGAGGACGGGAGAAAAGAUGCUGGAGGCUAUGAUCGCCGAAGAAGCAGAAGCCCUAGGGGUAGAGACUGGGAUCGACCGCCGAUGCGAGAGAGGGAUUCGGGUGAUAGAUAUCGUAGAUGA